AUGGCCCGCCUCUCCCUCGCCCAGACUCUCCCUCCCGAACUCCUCACGCGCAUCUUCGGCUGGCUCGUCGAGAUACAAGUCUCAGAAAUCCCGGAUGGCAUCGUUGACCCGCCAUUCUGUUUGAUCGCAUGGCCGGUGACUUCCCGCGCACCAGCUCUGCGCUCGUCAGCUCUCGUCUGUCGCCAUUGGCGGUUCCCCGCGCAGGAGAUGCUGUUUCGGGCCAUCGACAUCACGGACGCGGCAUCCGAAGCCAUUGCAUUCGCCUUUCGUCAGCGCCCUGACCUUGCCGAAGCUGUCCAGGCGAUCAACGCUGGGCGGCCGACAGCAGAGUCGCGUUGCAGAGACAGGCUAUCUUUGGACAUCGUCUCCGACCUCUGUCCCAACGUUCGCCACGUCUACAUCGCAAGUUUCCCUCGCACAUGGAAGGAACGCUUGGCACGCUUCCUCGCUUCGCGGGAGCUGCACACAGUCAUCUCGGAUGGGCGCCGGGCUAGCGUGUCCGAGCGGACCGAUUUGGGGUACCUGUCCAUGCAGGAUCUGUCCCGCCUCGCCAUACAGCCAUCGAUACGCAACCUGAUGUCGCUCUGCACGCCGCACCCGGCUCACGUCGAUCCGCCUCUGCCCAUACCUCCCACUCCUCCCGCUACACACCUUACGACACUGGCAAUCAGCAUCUCGUGGAAACACUCUGUCGCCGUUCAGGAACUGCUCACAUCUGUCGCAUCGAGUCUGAAGUUCUUCGACUUCUACACGGAGACUCCGGUCACCUUCGGUAACUUCGGGUCGGCCCUCGAGACGCUGCAGACGCUCGAGGAGCUGCGAAUCUACGUUGGCGUCAGCUUCGGUGUUGAGAACGACCAGGGAUGGUUUAAGCAGGUCUUGCCGAGGUUGCGGUCCCUCAAGAAAGUCUUCAUCACCUACGACCUCGCUCCACCCUCCAUCGUACUCGCUGCGCCAGCAUCUCUCGAGAUAUUCGAAUACGAAUGGUGUGGUCUCAGUUCAGAAGAGAUGGUCGACUACAUCGAGUCCUUCCGUAAGGCCUUCCGUCAAGGCAAGGAUCGCAUCCCCUACCGCACCUUCCGCCUCUCUCUGAAUCCCGACGAGGAGGAGGCUCGGCUAGCGCCCAGCACUGUCACUGCGCUGUCGGAUGCCUGUCACGCCCGCGACGUAGAACUGGACUUGACGUACUGGGAGGAGACGACUGGCCGCCGCUUCCCUCGCGAGUCCUACAUCUCGUUCUUCUGGCAAGUCUUCCGCGCCUUGUCCUUCUCACUCAAGCUGACGCGUCACCUUGCGCAGACUUCGCUCCAGCCUCAAUAG
This is a messenger RNA of Rhodotorula toruloides NP11, 1320 nucleotides long. RefSeq lists its product as uncharacterized. The coding region runs from base 1 to 1320 and encodes 439 amino acids. The record is from RefSeq and is a predicted model, not a curated record. Lineage: Eukaryota; Fungi; Basidiomycota; Microbotryomycetes; Sporidiobolales; Sporidiobolaceae. The transcript has a single exon.